AUACGAAUUCCAUUAAAAAAACAAGUGUAGCAAAUGAAUUUUUAGUGCAGAGCACGAGACAAGAUAAUAUUUACUAUGUCGUUAAUAGUGGAAUGGAUGUAUACACUUGUCCAGUUGGUGCAUUCGGUGCUCCCUGCAAGUAUCAGAGCGCCAUUACUAUUAAAUAUCAUAUAGCAAUGUUUAACUUUAUACCUUCACUAACACCCAAAGAUCGCAUAAUUUAUUCAUAUAUCGCACUUGAUAAUGGCACUCCUAAUGAAAGCUUCGAUGAAGCUACUAAGUGGAGAGAGGAUGAAGGCAUUGGCGAUAUUUCUAUAUUUUUAGAGGAAAUUAAAAUGGAUUAUGAAAAUUCAAGUCCCCAGUUACGCAUAGCACUUGAUAAAUUCGCAGAGCG
Molecule: messenger RNA, 394 nt
Organism: Dentiscutata erythropus
Lineage: Eukaryota; Fungi; Glomeromycota; Glomeromycetes; Diversisporales; Gigasporaceae
Source: the annotation of a GenBank genome assembly